UUCCAUGAAUCAAAACAUGAGCAUGAGGGGUCAUCUGUGACUGUUCCUCGUACACAGAGUGUAUACAAAAAGUUAUGUUUCAUGUCUUGGAAAGAGGUUGAUCUUCACAUAUAAGUCAUGAGAAGGUUAGAGGCCCCCAUAGCCAAAAAGCAGUUUUAGCAUGGACAUCACCAUUCAAGGCAUCUUUCACUUUAACGUAGUCAGGCUAGCUCCAUGGUGGCAGUGGGGAUCACCUUGGCAGCAGCUGGAUUUGUAGGUCGCUAUGCCAUGCAAGCCAUGAAACACAUGGAACCCCAAAUGAAGCAGGCUAUGAAGAGUUUUCCAAAAUCGGCUUUUGGUGGGGGAUACUACAGAGGUGGAUUUGAUCCAAAAAUGAACAAGAGAGAGGCUUCGCUCAUUCUAGGAGUCAGUCCCACAGCUAACAAAGCCAAGAUCAGAGAAGCCCAUAGAAAACUGAUGAUUCUAAAUCACCCUGAUAGAGGUGGAUCACCAUACCUUGCAGCUAAAAUAAAUGAAGCUAAGGAUUUACUUGAUGGACAACUAAAGAAAUAGUUCACAUUUGUUUCACUUGGUGGGGGGGACAGUGGUAUUUCAUACAGUGUAAAAAUAAAAUUAAAAGAUUAAACCCUAAUCUCAAAA
Esox lucius (northern pike) is the source of this 639-nucleotide messenger RNA. RefSeq names its product DnaJ (Hsp40) homolog, subfamily C, member 19 (gene dnajc19). The record is from RefSeq and is a predicted model, not a curated record. The coding region runs from base 214 to 552 and encodes 112 amino acids. Gene Ontology annotation, cellular component: PAM complex, Tim23 associated import motor. Gene Ontology annotation, molecular function: ATPase activator activity. Lineage: Eukaryota; Metazoa; Chordata; Actinopteri; Esociformes; Esocidae. Gene Ontology annotation, biological process: protein import into mitochondrial matrix. The transcript is spliced from 7 exons.